Molecule: messenger RNA, 1871 nt
Organism: Conger conger (European conger)
Lineage: Eukaryota; Metazoa; Chordata; Actinopteri; Anguilliformes; Congridae
Product: C-type lectin domain family 4 member E-like
Exons: 10
Coding region: 108-956 (282 amino acids)
Source: RefSeq, a predicted model, not a curated record
CUGAGGGCCACACUCACACAGAAGCGACAUAUAGACACUGAGGCUCAGACACGCCAGAAGAGAAACCAGACGAGUCCUGGUCAGCUGCAAGAACCCACAGAUGCAUAAUGGAGGGAAAUAUCUAUGCAAACAAUUCAGCUGAGGAGUAUCAUUUUGAGACGCUCCCCAGCAACCAGGAGAAGUGGUGUGACCAGGAACAACAAGCUGGAAGACAGACCCCCCAGAGAGGAGGUCAGAGGAGACCACAUUGCCAUCUCUACUGCCUUGUCACCAUCUGUGUGGUGCUGCAGAUUGCUGGGCUGUGUGCAUGGAUAUGCAUGUACUCACAAAUCAAUGCUGGGAUACAGGAUCUUGAUGCCGAAGUCUCGGCAUUAAACGUGAAAGACUCACAAAUCAAUGCUGGGAUACAGGAUCUUGAUGCCAAAGUCUCGGCAUUAAACGUGAAAGACUCACAAAUCAAUGCUGGGAUACAGGAUCUUGAUGCCAAAGUCUCGGCAUUAAACGUGAAAGACUCACAAAUCAAUGCUGGGAUACAGGAUCUUGAUGCCAAAGUCUCGGCAUUAAACGUGAAAGCACCGAUAGUGUUUGUGGAGAUUUCAGGCUGGAAGCGGUUUGGCUGCAAAGCCUACUACCUUUCCAAUAAUACUAGCACCUGGGAGAUGGCAAGAGAGCAGUGUAUAGCCAUGGGUGCUACUCUUGCUAUGGUGAAAACAGAGGAAGAGAUGGAGUUCCUUGCAAAUGCAAUUGCUCAACGAUUCUGGGUGGGACUGAAUGACAUCGGCACUGAGGGAACCUGGAAGUGGUUGGAUGGCACCUCUCCUGCCAGUGGGAUGUGGACUCCAGGGGAGCCAAACAAUGAGGGUGAGGAAGACUGUGCUGAGGUAAUCAAGAAGCUGAAUGACGUGCCAUGCGGGGAAAAGCGACACUGGAUCUGUGAAAAGAGUUUAGUGAUAUAGGACACCUUUUUUUUUUACAGGUAAACUUUGAAUAUAAUUUUUAAAAAUAUUAUUCUCGCAUCGUCAAACAUUCGCUCAGAAGCAUACUAUCUAGUCUAGCAACUAUUUUGAAAAUAUUAUGAGUGACAUGUCUCCCAAAGCUACACAUGUUUUUCCACAGGUUAUAGUAUUCCUGCAUUGUGAUUAGGCAUAGACGGAAUCGCAAGCAAUGACAACAUUUAUUGGCAAAGAGCACUUGAAGACAAACUUGAUCUGACAGAUAUUGAUGAUUUACAGAUAUUGUGCAUUUACACUCACUGACCACGUAAUUAGGUACACCUGCUCGUUAAUACAAACAACCUGCUCCAAACGGCAACAGCAAUUGUGCGGCUGCAACUCAAUACAUAAUGCAUGCAGACAUGGUGAAGAGGUUUCGGAUGGGCAUUAGGAUGAGCAAGAUCCAUGGUCUAAGCACAUUUGACUGUAGAAGGGUUGUCAGCGCCAGUUUUUGAGUACCUCAGAAACUGCUGAUCUCCUGCUGAACUGCUGAAUAGCCAGACAGGAAGGAUAAAUGACCAUGCGCUAUGACUGUGGCAUGCACACUUUGGAAGUGGAUAGGCUGCAACAGCGGGACCAAUAUGAGGAGUGCAAAUAAAUGUGAAACAUCUUUUUAGGAAGCAAUAUUACCAGUUAAAAUCUUUUCCCCUGAGAAACUGUAUUAGAUAAUAUAAUUUUCCCAUUUUUGUGUGCCUAUAAAUGAGUAUCAUUGCCUAUGCCUUUUCUUUAUUCAGCCUCCUUUGCUUGUCUUAAUGAGGGUGGGGAUGCUUUUGAAGUGCACUGCACACAACUGGAACUGCCAAGUUACUGUCCUUACUUGACGUGUCUGUAAGUGAAAUUAUCAAAUGCAAGUAAGAAUUUCUUGAAUUCUUAAAGCCA